GGCAUGACACUCUAGACGUUGACAUCACCAAGGCGCGAGACGAACUACCGACGGUGAGGCUGCACAUACGUCCGCUCAUCAUUAUGUUGCUCCCUCGGCUCGGUUUGUCUGCUAUCGGCGGUAGUCGAGCGCUCGUACCCCUGGUUCCUGCCAAAGGCUGGGCAUCUAAACGUCUGCACGGUUCUAGAGGCUUGCCAUGUUUCCCACUCGCGCGCUACGCCAUUCGCCAUUCGCUCUCGGUUACCUCACAAAGUCGAAACUAUUCACACCAGAAAGACCCCCGUGAACCAAGCCCACAGACGCCAGAAGCUAUCGACCCAGCCGCAACUGUCUCAGCACCGAGGCCGAGUCUGUCCAAGACACUACACGAGGACAUCUACACUAUUCCGAACCUUCUGACGCUAUCACGUCUCGCCGCCGCGCCCUUUGUCGGGUAUUUUAUUCUGCAGGACAACCAUGCGUGGGCACUCGGUCUUCUCGCCUACUCCGGAGUAACUGACCUGCUCGAUGGUUGGAUUGCACGCCGCUGGAACCUUACCACAGUCGUGGGCACCAUCAUCGACCCACUGGCAGACAAGACUCUCAUGGCAAUAUUGACUGUUUCACUGGCCGUGCAAGGCUCGCUUCCAGUCUGGCUUGCCGUUAUCAUCCUAGGCCGUGAUGUCGGCCUAGCUAUUGCAGCCAUAUAUUAUCGCUGGGUCUCUUUACCGCCUCCGAAAACAUUCACCCGGUACUGGGACUUCUCGCUGCCCUCGGCCGAAGUACACCCCACUGCGAUCAGCAAGUACAACACGUUCUUGCAGCUGGCUUUGAUCGGUCUCACAACAGCGGCUCCUGUCAUUGCCCAUGACAUCUCGGUGCCCUUGACUGCUAUGCAGUAUAUCGUUGCCACUACCACGAUUUGGAGUGGCGCAAGCUACAUAUACACCAAAGAUGCAGUCAAAAUAUUGAACGCGCCCAAGCCGUGAACACGGCAGCUGCCAGAUCCAAGCCCCCGCUUGCUUUCUCGGCCUCAGGCAGGUCAUUAGAAUGUCUGAAGAAUAUUUCUCGGGUUCUUUAAUACGCUUGCAAGCCGAGUCAUUUGGCUCGAGGAUACAUCGUGUCCAACAAGAGCGCAGACACCAGCAUGGUCUAAUAAUACAAGCUGCGCCUGUCGAUUGAUGCUGCGCAUCUCUAGCAGGAGACUGCAAGGCCCAGCCUCAAGGCGUGCCUGACGGCUAAAUGUACAGUAAUGUUAUAACAAAAAGCAAGAGUGACAAUGACAAGGCACCCUGCUGGCCUCAGAGACUGCGGUGCAGCCAUCCUCCUCGGUCCUGUGAAAACAAUGGUGUGCUUCUGCAGUGUCGUCGGGCAGACAAGUGGCAUUCAAGCAUUCAAGGCAGACAUGGGUCUUCUCCUGCAGCUCCGCCCUGGCUUUGUGCCAACAUAAAUCCUUGGUCCGAUGUCGAGGUCGACCUGGCUUUACUUUGACGCUGGAUGAAGCUUAGAAGGCGGAUACAGCCUGAGGGCGUGAUGCCCUCGAGCCGUCGAGCUUGGGCGAGGGUUUCUGGUCUUGUCGUCUUGAGAAUCUGCUUUUCAUGCAUGGCAAGCCCGGCGACCUUGUCGUAAUCAAGAUUUGCUGGGAGGCGCAGUGAUUCGUCCCUUGUAAAGUUCCGUCGCUCUGACGUCUGCCUUGCAAUCAUCGGGGCGUAUAAAGCCUCGAUUGCAACCCGGGAUUUGAUUCGCUCAGGGAAACGCUGCACAACUGGCAGCACAGUCGCUAUCUCAUCCAUGGUGACGUUGGGUAGCCGUAGCAUCUCGCAGGCGUCACGACGCUGGCUAUUUUCCUUCACCUGGAAGCCGUGUCUCAUCCACUCUUGUGGUGACUUGACCGCAGACUCCAGGAGAGAGUAGAGUUCAUCCACCUGCAUCUUUUCGUCUGAGAAUGCCCUCCAUCUGGCGUCCGAUACGACGCCCC
Messenger RNA from Verticillium alfalfae VaMs.102, 1957 nucleotides. Its product is annotated as cardiolipin synthetase. The transcript is spliced from 4 exons. The record is from RefSeq and is a predicted model, not a curated record. NCBI's taxonomy places the organism in Eukaryota, Fungi, Ascomycota, Sordariomycetes, Glomerellales, Plectosphaerellaceae. Gene Ontology annotation, biological process: cardiolipin biosynthetic process. Gene Ontology annotation, molecular function: cardiolipin synthase activity. Gene Ontology annotation, cellular component: membrane; mitochondrion. Bases 84 to 968 code for a protein of 294 amino acids.